Messenger RNA from Drosophila innubila, 2815 nucleotides. Its product is annotated as monocarboxylate transporter 10. The record is from RefSeq and is a predicted model, not a curated record. The coding region runs from base 725 to 2782 and encodes 685 amino acids. The transcript is spliced from 3 exons. Lineage: Eukaryota; Metazoa; Arthropoda; Insecta; Diptera; Drosophilidae. Gene Ontology annotation, molecular function: monocarboxylic acid transmembrane transporter activity. Gene Ontology annotation, biological process: transmembrane transport; monocarboxylic acid transport.
UGCCAACACAUUUCCAUUUCCCUUUAGUUAUCUUUAGUCAGUCGUUCGGAUCGGUCGGUAAGCGCGCGAUCAAUAAAAAACUCAAGCGCCGCUAAGCGCUCGAAACAACAACAACACAAAAUAACAGAAUAAAUAUACACAUCAAUAUUUACGAGUACUUGUAUAAUACGAAUCAGAACGAAUUUUUGAAACGCGUGCCUUUUGCGUACGGAGGCAGGUCACACAUUUCAUAUGCUCCACAUAUGUACAUAUGUAAUCGCAUAUACUUAGACAAUUUAAGAAAUAUAUGAACAUAUACAUAUAUAUGGACAGACGCAUACAUAUUUAAAUCGUACGAACAGCUGCUAAACCGCUACAGAUAAUCAGAUACAGAUACAUAUACUAGAAGUAUUUAUAAGCGUGUUCGUUCUUCGUCGAUGUGAACACAUUCAACAGUUCGGUUCAGUUUCUAAAUUUGCGCUUUUUUUUAUACAGUUAACUUUCGAUUUUUGUUUCUUGCUGCGUUCGUACGUUGCUUUCGCUUUCUCACAUAAGAAAUUCUUUACGCUGCCCACGAGCGACCGGGAACCAGAAAUAGCCCAAAAACCAAACGCAGUGAAUGCUUAAAUACUGCGGGCAGGUUCCAAUUUUAAACAAAAAUUUCAAAUAAAAAUAAAUAGUCACACUGCCAACAAAUUGAAAGCUGCAACACAGCAGACACAACAAACCAACAUAAAGCCCCGCAAUGCCGACACAGCAAACAAAAUCCCAAGAUGAGCUGCCAACGGCAAAUGCUCUGGUGUCCAAGCAUCCGGAUAACAAGCUCGAACAGUUCAAUGAGGCUGAGGAGGUGGAGGAAGAGAUUGAAACGGCAGCUGUGGUUGUGCCACCGGACAGUGGCUGGGCUUGGGUCGUAAUGGUUGCCUCCUUCCUCUGCUGCACGGUCAUCGAUGGCAUCGUCUUCUGCUCGGCCAGCAUACAGGAGCCUCUCAUAAAGGAGUUCAAUGUGAGCAAGUUCUAUGUGUCGUGGGUCUCAUCGCUGCUCAGCGGUUGUUAUCUGAUGGCCGGACCCUUCGUGAGUGCAAUGGCCAAUCGAUUUGGAUUCCGUCCGGUGACCAUAGCGGGUGCCAUAUUGGGUGGCAUUUGCUUUGGACUGUCCUACUUUGCGAACAGCGUGGAAUUCCUUUUCCUUGUGUAUGGCAUCAUGGGAGGAAUUGGCUUUUGCAUGGUCUACAUACCGGCCGUUGUCAUCAUUGGUUUCUACUUUGAGAAGUUUCGUGCCUUGGCCACAGGUGUUGCCCUCUGCGGCUCCGGUGUGGGCACCUUUGUCUUUGCCCCGCUGACCAACAUGCUGCUCGAGAAGACCGACUGGCGGACGACGCUGGCUAUACAGGGAUUGUUGGUCUUAUCUUGUGCUAUCUUUGGCCUUGCCUUCCGUCCUAUUCAGCCCAUUACGCUGGGAGUCACCGAGGAUGGCACUGUGGUCGACGAGGAGAAGACCAAGCUGAAUGGACAUGGAAACACAGUGGCUCCAACGCCACAAUUGCAUCAGGCGGCAUUCACCAAACCGUUGCCCGACGGACGCUUCGCCUACUCGAUGCCCAACUCGGCCCACAACACCUACAUGGGUGCGUCGCAGCGUAAUCAUUAUCCCACGGCGGCGGAGAUCUUCAAGGGCAUGAAUCUGGAGCGCAGGCCAUCGGGACAGGCUAGCAAGGGAACAGAGCUGAAGCAACUACGCAAAUCGCAGCCAACGACUCCGAAUGGUGAUCCCCAGCAGCUGACCUUCAAUCUGCACAAGGAGCUGACCACCGUGGGUGAGAACGAGGAGGAGGCCGAGAACGAUAACCUGUUGGAGACGGAGGCCAAGCCAUCUAUCAUUCAGGGACGUCGUCACACAGUCUCCGGUCGUCGUCCACAAGAUCUGGCGAAGCGUCCAGCUGGCGCUGCUAACGAUGCCGCCCAUCAUCACGGCCAGUCGCACUCCUCUUCCCGUCCCAUGUACAGAGAUGAUAUCUUCUUCACGGGAUCUCUCACACGCAUACCGCAGUAUCAGUCGCAGACAUCGCUCGCCUAUCACAUGUCCGUCACACGUCUGCCCACCAAGCGGGACAUGCUGGAGGACCGGCAGAAGGGCUGUCGCAUCUGCCCGGAGGCAGUGCGUCGCACACUGUCGACCAUGUUGGACACCACGCUGCUCAAGUCACCGGCCUUUAUGUGUUUGGCCUUCAGCGGUUUCCUGACCAUGAUGGGCUUCUUUGUGCCCUUCGCCUUCCUCACGGAUCGCGCUGUCGAGGCGGGCAUGUCCAAAGAGGAUGGCGUCUCCAUCAUUUCGGGCAUUGGCAUGAUCAAUACACUUGCUAGGAUUGUGUGCGGUUCGUUGAGCUCGUUCCCCGCUGUGAAGCCACUGUGGCUCAACAAUGUGGCACUCACCGCUGGUGGCUUGGCCACAAUCUUCAGUGGUGUGGUCAUCGAUAGCACCACCCAAUGGGCAUUCGCUGUGCUCUUUGGCAUUUGCAUUGCCUGCUUCUCGGCGCUGCGAUCUCUGAUUGCCGUCGAACUGAUUGGCCUGGAGAAGCUGACCAAUGCCUUUGGUUUCCUUAUGCUGUUUCAAGGAUUGGCUGCCACCAUUGGCAGUCCCAUUGCCGGUGCUUUGUAUACGGCGACCAAGAGCUACAAUAUGGCAUUCUACUUCGCUGGUGGCCUAAUCCUGCUGUCGGGCUUCCUCUGCUAUCCACUGACCUGCAUAUCGAACCGGGAGAAGCGACGCAAUGCUCAGAACGAGCCUCUACCCGCGGCCUAAUCAACGGUUAUCAAUAGAAAACAUCAACAAAAA